Clupea harengus (Atlantic herring) is the source of this 1017-nucleotide messenger RNA. It is a transcript of the gene aurkaip1, whose product is annotated as aurora kinase A interacting protein 1. Lineage: Eukaryota; Metazoa; Chordata; Actinopteri; Clupeiformes; Clupeidae. The record is from RefSeq and is a predicted model, not a curated record. Gene Ontology annotation, cellular component: mitochondrion.
UGCUCUACAGGGAACAACUGAACGCAGAGAAAACUGGUCGCGGGAAGGUUUUACUAUACGGACAGGAAGCAGAAGCCGUGUUCCGCGGUGUCACAUAGAAGUCAAUAGCUAUCCGUGCAGUAGCUACUGAGUAGCUCCGGUUAGCAAGGGCAGGGGAACAUCAAGAACCUACCCAUGACGUUGUGUUAAAAAGAAAAGAUCACCAUGUUACUCUCCAAAGUGGCUGCACGCUCAAGGCUGGUAUCUACACUCAGUGGGACGCUUCACCAUCAGACACAUGCACUGUGUGGCACUCUGGGGCGCGCUUUGCCAGCACGAUGCCAGUCUUUGGCCUUCACACACAGAAACUUCAACUCGGCAGCAAACAACAAACUCCCCCCUAAGCUCUGGACACCCUUAGAGCCAGAGCUGGAAGAGGUCCUGAUUCCUCGUAAGCUCUCGGUGUCACCGCUAGAGAGCUGGCUCUCGCUGCGCUACUCCCUCCCUUCAGUACUAGAGGCAGCCCAGCCCCUGGAGGAAGGGGACGCGGUGGUAGAGGCCGUAGUUCUGCCCCCUGCCGUGUACCCUGUGCUGGAGGGAGAGGAGAACAACACUCCCCUCAGCUGCAAGAAUGUGUUGGAGAUCCGGCGGCGGAAGAUGAACAGGCACAAGUACAAGAAGCUGCUGAAGCGCACCAAGUUCCUGAGGAGAAGAGUGAAAGAGGGCAGAUUGAAAAGGAAACAGUCUCGCUUUGAAAAAGAUCUUACAAGAAUCUGGAAGAGGGCUGGAUUAAAAAAGGCACCGGAAGGAUGGACUAUGCCUAAGAUUUUCACCAAACAAUAUUAGUGUUGGAAAGAACAUCAGUGGGCUUGUUCACCGACACACACUUGGAUCAUCUGGUUGUACUUGACUAGUUUUCUGCGUCAUCUCUGGACUCCUGAUUUGGUUCCUCCAGACAGGACUGAUGUGAAAUGGACUUAUCUCUGACUGUUGUUGGAGCAUGUGUUGUAACAACUUAAUAAAAGAUAUGUGAACAAG